This is a messenger RNA of Hyaloscypha bicolor E, 2753 nucleotides long. RefSeq names its product amidase signature enzyme. The transcript is spliced from 2 exons. The record is from RefSeq and is a predicted model, not a curated record. Lineage: Eukaryota; Fungi; Ascomycota; Leotiomycetes; Helotiales; Hyaloscyphaceae. Gene Ontology annotation, molecular function: catalytic activity. Bases 419 to 2572 code for a protein of 717 amino acids.
CUUCACGCCUUCGGCAUGCCUACGGCCAUGAUGGCCAACGCGCUGGCCCCGCCGGCAGGAAUAGCCUCGCUGGGCCUUAGGGUCUUGGGGCCGAUGGCUUUUCUACUCACGAUCUUCGACAAAAGUUUGUCGACUGAGAUGUUGCUUUUUUGCUCCUACACCUCCCACCUUUGAACUGCAAGAAGCUUACGGAAUCGACUCUCCAACUUCCCAGGAAUCGAUUCUUUUCUUUUCCUGUAGAUACUUCCGGUGACCACUGCCACAUUUUAUACAGAGUCAAUCCUCCUCCUCAUCCUUGAGCCCUCCCAAAAUCAGCUUGUCACUGAGCCCAACCUCAUUAUCGUCCAAUUCACUACUCUGAGAAAGCCCAGUUUUGCCUCUCUUUCUAUACACGCAUUUUCCUUUUCGGAUUAUCAACAUGGCUCCUCCAGUCAAGCUCUCCCUCUUGAAUGCUCGCCCAUAUGCUUACAACUUCCCGCCUGCCACAACAGCACUGCUUAUAAUCGACAUGCAGCGAGACUUUGUCGACAAGAACGGCUUUGGCUCCAUUCAAUGUGGCAAUGACGAGAUCCACUCUGCAGUCCGAACGAUUGUUCCCACAAUCCAGAAAGUCCUCGAGAUGUCUAGGUCCCUUGGUAUGACAGUAAUUCAUACUCGCGAAGGACAUCGACCCGAUCUCUCCGAUUUGCCAGCAUCCAAAAAGCUGAGACAAGUCAGCAAUCCCAAUGGGCACCAUACAAUGGGGAUUGGCGAUCGAGGUCCGAUGGGAAGACUGCUGGUGAGGGGUGAGUGGGGUCAUGAUAUUAUCGAUGAACUGAGGCAGCUCCCUGGUGAACCCGUGAUUGACAAGCCAGGAAAGGGAAGUUACUGGGGAACUGGAUUGCAUAGGGUAUUGCUUGCUAGAGGCAUCACUCAUAUACUUGUCGCUGGCGUCACUACCGAGUGCUGUGUGACGACUACCCUCCGAGAGUGCCAUGACCGCGGGUUCGAAUGCGCCAUAUUGUCAGAUUGCACAGGAGGAUUCGAUCAGCAGCAGGUCACCACAUCUAUGGAUAUUAUCUGUGGUCAAGAUGGCCUUUUCGGAUUCAUUGGGGAAAGCUCCGAUUUUUUUGCUUCUGCCUCAAAAUCGCGGGAAUUGACCCCUCCCUCAACACCACCCGCUUCUGAGGAUACGCUCCUGCCCAUCGCUCAACUUCAGCAAAGAUACAAAAGUGGGCUCGAGAGCCCGGAGAAGGUCAUUCAAGCAGUGUAUGAUCGAAUUGAGAAAUAUGAGAAGAUCAAUCCAGCUGUUUGGAUCACCAAACAGACUCGGGAUGAAGCCCUAGUUGCCGCGAAAGCGUUGUCCGAGAAAUUCGUGGGGAUGCCAAUGCCUCCUCUCUAUGGCAUACCAUUCGCACUGAAGGACAAUAUUGAUGUUGAAGGUGUCGUCACAACAGCCACUCUUGAAAGUUUCGCAUACACCGCAAAGUCCACCGCUCCGGCUGUCCAAUUACUCCUCGAUGCCGGAGCUCUUUAUAUCGGGAAGUUGAAUAUGGACCAACUCGCAACUGGCCUUUCUGGUUGCAGGUCUCCAUAUGGUACACCUCAUAGCGUCUACAGUAAAGACCAUAUUUCCGGUGGAUCUUCAUCUGGCUCCGCUGUCGCUGUAGCGGCGGGUCUCGUUUCCUUCGCUCUUGGCACUGAUACCGCUGGAAGUGGCCGCAUUCCGGCAGCUUUCAACGGUAUAGUCGGAUUCAAGCCAACAAAAGGCACACUCUCCGCUCGUGGCAUGGUGCCAGCCUGCAAGUCCCUCGACACCUUGUCCAUCAUCGCUCCAAACCUCACUGAUGCCAGAAAUGUCUGGUACGUUGUUGACAAGUAUGACGCCGAGGAUCCGUAUGCAAAGCCUGAAACUACGCUCUCGCUCUGGAAGGCAGACUUCCGCGGCGCCAGAGAUGGAGGUUUUACUUUCGGUGUCCCACCAUUAGAUGUGCUAGCCACCUGCUCAAAAGAGUACCAAGACCUCUUCCAAACAGCAAUUCAGAAGCUUCGAUCUUGCGGUGGCCGGCAAGUUGAAGUCGACUAUACUCCCUUCGAAAAAGCUUCAGACCUCCUCUACAACGCUUCUCUAGUCCACGAACGCAUCGCCUCAAUCGGUUACGACUUCCUGAUCAAAAACAUCGACAACUUGCAUCCCACCACCAAAGCCCUCUUUCAAGCAGCUCUCGACUCACCCGUGAAACCGUGGAACGUCUUCCACGAUCAAGCCCUACAAGCACAAUACACAAUGCAAGCCCAGAAGAUUUUCAACCCGCUCGAAGGAGGCAUCGACGUCCUGCUCGUGCCGAGCGCGCCCUGCCAUCCAACCAUUAAGGAGAUGGAAGAGGAUCCUCUUGGCUUGAAUGCUAAGGUUGGUACAUUUACGCAUGCGGGUAAUGUGGUGGAUCUCUGUGGAGUCAGUGUUAAUGCGGGGUGGGUGGAGAAGGAGGAGGGGAAGCUGCCGUUCGGGGUUACGUUUUUGGGGGGCAGUGGGUUUGAUGGGAGGGUGUUGGAUAUUGCUGCUGUUUUUGAGGAGACGGUGGGAAAGGCAUAGAGUGAGAUGGGGGGUAUGCGUGGUGGACUGCAUUUGAAGUGGGAGUUUGGGAUAGGAUCGGAUUGGAUUGCAUGACUUGAUUUUGUUGGCUUCUCCGUGAUAUCAAGAUGAGAGAUGAUGUGUAUACUCGGUAUAUAUUUAUAUUAUUAUGCAAUACAAUGACCAAGAAAGACAGUAACGC